Benincasa hispida (wax gourd) is the source of this 717-nucleotide messenger RNA. The record is from RefSeq and is a predicted model, not a curated record. NCBI's taxonomy places the organism in Eukaryota, Viridiplantae, Streptophyta, Magnoliopsida, Cucurbitales, Cucurbitaceae.
AUGGCAGACCAGUCUCCCCAACCAUCUUCUUUACCCUCAUCACCCUUGAAAUCCCAACUCUCUAUGCGAGAGGCAGCAUUCCUUACAGCCAACCGUCGUCUUUCCACCCAGCCACACACUAUCCCUCAAGUCGCCGGAAGACCCUGGCAAAAUCCUUUAGCAGCCAGGCCACUCCAGUUCAAAAGGGAGCAGAGUUCUGAAAGCACCCUACUCCCAACAUUCUCCUCUGAGAGUGAAAAGAAGAGACAGGACGAUAAGGAGGUGUUUGGGAGAAUUCUCAACAACUUGGAGAAAGGAGGAGGACUGCCUGAAGCUAGGGUUGUGGACAAACCAUUGCCUUUGGAGGAGGAGAUGGAGGAAGCAUCAAGGAGAAGCGCUCUGGCACUCUUGGAUCUUAAGGAAACUGGUAAUGCAGAAUCCUCUGAGGGACCCAUUAGGGUUGCUUUAGAGGAAGAAGUGGCGGAGAAGCAGUCGGAAGUGGCUGAAGAGAAGAAGAAGAAGAUCAAAGAAAAGAGGGUUGAAGGAGAUGAGGAAGCCCAUCCAAUCAAGAAGAAGGAAAAGAGGACGGAUGAGAAGAAGGAACGCAAGCGGGAAGAGAGGCGCCUGAAGAAGAAGGAAGAGAGGAGAAAUAGGGCUGAGAGCCUAGAAUUGGAUGGAGAAUCCACCUCCGUGAGGGAGGACAAGGGGGAAUCAGUGCAACUAAGAGAAUCAGCAUAA